This is a messenger RNA of Thamnophis sirtalis, 694 nucleotides long. Lineage: Eukaryota; Metazoa; Chordata; Lepidosauria; Squamata; Natricidae. The record is from RefSeq and is a predicted model, not a curated record.
GUGUUUUCUUUAACCUUCUGCUGCACGAUGGCGCAAUGCCGGGAUCUUGAAAACCACCAUCAUGAGAAGCUCUUAGAAACAGCCAUCAACACACUGGAGAAGAUAGUGAAGAGCGAGUUCGAUGAAGAGAUGCCAGAAGAUGUCCGCAUGCUCUUUGUGGACAAAGACACCAUCGUCAAUGCAGUCAAUGCCUCCCAUGACAUUCACCUGCUGAAGAUUGACAACCGAGAAGACGAAAUCAUCACCAAAGCUAACAAUCGGGUUUACAGCCUGAUUGAAAAGAUUCACAAGGAUGAAAUCAACCGAAACAGAAGCCGUGUGCUAGAACUCAAUCACUAUAUUGAACACAUCCGUAGUGAGCUGGAUAACUUGGACAUCCUAGAGCAGUAGCUGCUUUCUGUACUGAAGUUUACAAACUCCAUUCCUGGAUUUAGAUUCUGCAACUAGCAGUGAACCUGCCCGGUGAUCUCCUUCUGGUUGAAUCUAAUCCAUUGAACUCCAAAAACCUAACAUACUGCAGAGAAUCUUUAAUCCCCCAAAACGUUUAAUGAUCAAUAUGAAUAAAUAAGAAGUAUUUUCUUUUAAAAAGAACAAAAUGUAUCACUUAAUUUUUGUCUUCAAAGCAUACUUCCAAACAAAGUACUCAGUUGUGUUCACGAUUUUUUAAUUUUCUAAUAAAAGUUUAUGGAGCCAA